Messenger RNA from Python bivittatus (Burmese python), 4863 nucleotides. RefSeq names its product septin 9 (gene SEPTIN9). Gene Ontology annotation, molecular function: GTP binding. The record is from RefSeq and is a predicted model, not a curated record. NCBI's taxonomy places the organism in Eukaryota, Metazoa, Chordata, Lepidosauria, Squamata, Pythonidae.
CAGCAGGGAGCAACGAAGUGCUGUAAUCCUCCCUGGUAGCAAGCAGACAGACGUUAUUUUCUCUUUCAUUCUGCCGAAGACUGAAGUCAGCAGAACGGAGCACAUCCAAAUUGACUUUUUUUUAAAAAAAAAGCAAGUUUGAAAGCCAGACUGGCUGGAAGAAUAAGUCCGAUUGGAGGGCUAUAAAAUGCUCUAGCCAAAAGAAAGAAAGAAAAGGCAGAGAGAAGGAGAAACGGCAGCAGCGAGUUAAGCGUGGAGAAAUCCGAGGACACCGUUUACUCAAUGGAUUAGCUGCUCGUUUUGUUUCAAGGAGCCGAGUUUGCUGAGUGCCUUCCGGCUGAUAUUAAAUGACAAGUCGAGCGAGCGGCGUUGUCCUGGAGGAAGUGCUGGUGCUGUGCCUUUAAGAGAGUCUUGCGGGGGAAUUGGGUUUCUCAGUAGUCCUGCACGUGGCGGAAUAUAUUUUGGGGGGGUGGGGUGGGGGGGAAGAGAAAUCGCGUUCCGAUUUUUUUUUUUUUUCCCUGGGUCAUGACUUUGGCAUCUCUCGUUUUCGCUCGCUUUAUUUCAAUGAUACGAAGCCGCUUCGAUUGGGAGCAGAAACGUACGAUCCACACACGGAAAUGUGGUAAUCUGGAGGCACUCGUGAUUGCAGCCCAUUGAAGAAAUUCGGCUGGAAGCGCUUGUUUAGCUUUGUUUUGACGAAGAGGCAAAUCCAGAGAAAGGCACCCACAGGGAAAGUAGUUAAAUACACUUUGGGACACGUGGAUGCUAAAUAUAUCUCCCAGUCAUGGAGAGGGACCGGAUUACAGCUUUGAAGAGAUCCUUUGAAGUUGAAGAAGUAGAUCAGCCUUCAAAUUCUUCCACUCCACAAAGGCGGACACCCAAUCCUCUUGUUAGGUCCACAGUGUCCAGUUCCACACAGAAAUUCCAAGAUCUUGGGGCCAGGAAUUCAGAGACUCCUUCCAGACAUGGGGAGUCUCCAGCACAAAGAUCUCCCAAGUCCUCUUUAAGGAGAGUUGAGAUCUCUGGGCCAAAACAUCCUGAACCAGUGUCCAGAAGAACAGAAAUCUCCAUUGAUAUAUCAUCUAAGCAAGUGGAAAAUUCCAACUCAGGAGCAUCAAGAUUUGGCCUCAAGAGAACAGAUGUGUUGGGACACAAGCCCCCUGAGACUGCUCCCAGAAGGACUGAGAUCAGUCUAAGUAAGCCCCAGGACCCAGCUCUUCGCAGAAUGGAAGUCCCCUCAAAGAUCCCUGAACCAACUCAGCGCAAAGUUGAAGCCACUAGUCCACCUUUGCCUGAUGUUGCUACCAAACGUGUGGAAAUCCAGGUAACAAAAUCUUCUGAGGUUCCAGUGCCACCAAUCAGGCAGACUGAAAAUGUGGAGCUUUUUUCAACCAAUCAGCAUCUGCCACCAGAACCAAAGAUACAGCCAGCAGUGACUGAACUGCCACACAAAAGCCAAGAAGGUUCAGAGACCAUUCCCAGUUAUCCCAGCAGCAUGAUGGAAGCCACUCGAGAUGUUGGCCUCAAGCAAGCUGCGCCAACGAGAACAGAGAAGCCAGCCGCUGACUUCGCCUAUGUUGGGAUUGAUGCCAUCCUCGAACAGAUGCGAAGGAAAGCCAUGAAACAAGGCUUUGAGUUCAACAUCAUGGUUGUUGGUCAGAGUGGCUUGGGAAAAUCAACUCUAAUCAAUACCCUUUUCAAAUCCAAGAUCAGUCGCAAAUCAGUGCAACCAAGUUCUGAAGAACGUAUUCCCAAGACAAUUGAAAUCAAGUCCAUCACACACGAUAUUGAGGAAAAAGGUGUUCGUAUGAAGCUGACUGUCAUUGACACUCCAGGAUUUGGGGACCACAUUAACAAUGAGAACUGUUGGCAGCCCAUAAUGAAGUUCAUCAAUGACCAGUAUGAGAAGUAUCUCCAGGAAGAGCUGAAUAUUAAUCGGAAGAAGCAGAUCCCGGAUAGCAGAGUUCACUGCUGUAUAUAUUUCAUCCCUGCCACUGGCCACUCCCUCCGGCCACUUGACAUUGAAUUCAUGAGACGCUUGAGCAAAGUAGUUAACAUUGUGCCUGUCAUCGCCAAAGCAGACACAUUAACUCUGGAGGAGAGGGACUCCUUCAAGCAAAGGAUUACAGCAGAUCUCCUUGCUAAUGGCAUAGAUGUAUACCCCCAGAAACAGUUUGAUGAGGAUUCUGAAGACCGAUUAAUAAAUGAAAAAUUUAGGGAAAUGAUUCCAUUUGCUGUGGUGGGCAGUGACCAAGAAUACCAGAUUAAUGGAAGGCGAAUUCUGGGAAGGAAAACAAAAUGGGGCACAAUUGAAGUUGAGAAUACAACGCACUGCGAGUUUGCUUACUUGAGAGAUCUUCUGAUCAGGACUCACAUGCAAAACAUCAAAGACAUUACUAGCAGCAUCCAUUUUGAAGCCUACAGAGUUAAGCGUUUAAAUGAAGGCCAGAACUCACUCUCCAAUGGUGUGGUUGACAAGGAAGAGUUGGUGGCCAAUGAAAUGUAAUGCUCCGUGCCCAAGCUAGGACCCGGCUUCCCCUCUCCCUUCCCUCUCCCACCCUACUUUCUUUAAAACAUGAUCCUAUACAUCCUCUGCUGGUGCCAUUGUUCUUUUCUCCUCCUUGCCAGUGGUAUCCAGACUGCUGAUGUUAAUUGACCAAAUAACAGUGCUUUCCAUAACAAACAUCACAUCUUGCUCUUUUCCAGUCUCUGUGAUGUGAAACAUCUCUCCUGUCCUUCCUUUUAGGAUAUAGUAACGGUUUGUUAUAAAGACAGCAGGUUCAGGAUGAACUCAACAGGUGGGGCUUUUCUUGAGUUUUGAACUUAUGGUGACCACUUUAGCAUAGAUCCUUGACCAGGACUGGUCCAUGUUCCUUUCUUGGAGCUAAGGGAGAGACUCCCUCCAAUUGUAACAGCUCGAGUCUCUUGAAACUGAGAUGAGCAGAGAUUGAUCUUUUCUCUUUCUGUUAAUCAGGAAUCAAUUGGUCUUUUUCAUAGAUCCCUGUGCUACUGUUUAAGUCAAGUAGGGUUGGCCCAAAUAUUUGAAGUGAUUUCUUGCAUUGUGCCAAUCUGGUAAAUAUGAAGCAUGGCUAUGUUAAUGAGAGAAGAGGGUGCUGUGCAUUUCUUACAGUCUCCAUGCAGCCGUAUUCCCAAUUGAGCAAUGACAUAUCAGGACAAUGUUGAAAGGGCAAAGUCAGAUCUGGAUGAGUCAGCUUUCUUUAGCAGAUAGAUUGAAUGAAUGCACCACAGGAUCAUCUUCACCGUAUGGGUAGAAGAGAAUUAAAGAAAAACCUAUUUCUGCUUUCUCUGCUUCAGUGACUCAGAUCCAUACAAAUCUUUGCAAGCCACUUGGUUUAUCUAGUGCCAACGUUUAUUGUUUUAUAAAUCUUGGAAAGGGCAGGGAGUUGUUUUUAUUUUAUUUCCAGUCUGGUUGUUUUUCGCUUUAUGUAUCUAACUUCAUCCAUUUCAGAUGAAGAUUGUUAUGACUAGAUACAUUUUUUAAAGAAAUGGUAGAGCAAUAGAAAGAUGUAUGAUGGGUGCAUGGCACAAUUCUACACAGCACUAUACGUUUCUUACUCCAGCAUGCCUGAUUGCUUCCCCCUUUCCCUUAAAAUGACAACAGUAAUAGCCAAUAGAUUCAAUAAAAAGCCGUGAUCUACUGUGGGAUAGUAUGGCGACUCUAUUUUAAGAGUAAUCCACUCUUGGGGAACAUGGAUCAUUCUGACUCUUUAAAAAGGCUCAUGUUUCAUCCUCCUCACCCCCAUCUCUGCCUUCAUCAGGGCUGAAACCCCAAAACCUGUUGACUUUCCAGAAGUGAAGAGGUUCAUCAUACAUUUGAUUCGGGCUUCUGUUCAAGGACUUUAAGUGUAGGCUUUCCUAUGGUGGAAGUUCAUAUAUGCUUUGUGCACAGCCAGUGGAGAAGACCCCAGCCAUUAAUGUUGUUGUGCUCAGCUCUUUUUUCCUUCAAAAUACCGAAGACAUUCUUGAGGUCUGGAUAGGCUAAAUUAUCUCAGCGUUCAGUUUUUGAGUGUAACCUUUCUACUUACAGCUAAAUCCUCUCAAGUAUGCAUUCAUAGGCGCAUCAUCUAAGAUGUUCAUCUCAGUCUGAAAAGCCAUACUCUGCAUUUUUCUGGCUUGGCACCCUCCAGAUAUGUUGGGUUUCAGGCCCCAAAGCUUAACCAUUAAGCUGAAUAUCCAACAUAUCUGGAGGAAAAGCUGUACAAAAGUGUGUGAGUCCAAGAUCUCUCAGAUACUGUAUGCUGAAUGUUACUGAGAAAGUUCUUUUAAUAUAGAAUUCAUUCACAUUCUCCAGCCAGUACUUAUGCAGUGAUGGAUGACUAUAUUCCCAAUGGGGACAAGGUUUUUGUACUUUUCCUCUGAGGAAACUGGAAGAGGCAACCUCUCCAUAACAAUGAAGGCGGGGUGAGAACCGAAGGCUAAUUUGAUCCAGACUUUACUCAGUAUUUAUGAUUAAUCAAGAAGUCUGUAGGUUAUAGCAUUAUUUUGUUUGAACAGAGACUCAAAAAGAGCCAGCCCUGAAGGACCACAUGCUGUGAGACUCCUCAUUGUUCCUUUUUGAAACUAGAAAGCAAUACUGCCCUCUUGUGGAACACUCAGAAAAGAACAGCAUAUUCAUUCUUGGCUUCCUCCAAUGUUAAAUACUCUGAUUUCCUCAUUUGGGCACCACUGUGGCUAUUCUCAACAGGCAGAAAUGCCUCAGGACAAGACAUCAAACACCAACUGUAGGAUGCCAGCAGAUGAACAGGUCUUCAUUCAGGUCUUCUAAGCAUAUGUCUUCUGCCAAGACCUCUUGUGAUCCAUUGCUGUGUCCAUCCUGCCCAGGGCAAAUGUUUUUUCCCCCAU